Molecule: messenger RNA, 762 nt
Organism: Caenorhabditis briggsae
Lineage: Eukaryota; Metazoa; Nematoda; Chromadorea; Rhabditida; Rhabditidae
Exons: 4
Coding region: 1-762 (253 amino acids)
Source: RefSeq, a predicted model, not a curated record
AUGACGUCUUCUUCUCCAAAAUCGGUUGUUGUCACUGGUGCGAAUCGUGGAAUUGGACUGACUAUUGUUCAAGAAUUAAUCAAGGAUAAGAAUAUCGAAUUGAUUAUUGCAACGGCGAGAGAUGUCGCGAAAGCAGGGGACCUAAAAUCCAUCAACGACGCACGUCUUCAUAUCCUCCCGUUGGAAGUCACUUGUGACAAGUCCAUCGAUCAAUUUGUGGCCAACACCACUGAAUUAUUGGGAUCCAAUGGUUUGAAUUUGUUGGUGAACAAUGCUGGAGUCAUGAUUCCAUAUCAGACGAAAGGGGAACCCAACCGAGCAGCAUUGGCUGAACAAUUUGAUGUAAACACCAUCAGCAUGGUCAUUCUGACUCAGAAGUUGCUCCCAUUGCUCCGUGAAUCAGCGUUAAAGAGUUCUGGAGACCAAUUAUCGAUUUCUCGCUCUGCAGUUAUCAACAUCUCCUCCGGAUUGGCUUCUAUUUCUCAGAAUAAUCGUGGAUCCGAAAUGCUCCCAAUUCUAGCAUAUUCAAUGAGCAAAACUGCUGUAAAUCAGUUCACAAAAGCGUUUUCUAUUGAUACAAAAGACGAUCAUAUUCUGAGUGUGGCAUUUGCUCCCGGAUGGAUUAAGACAGACAUGGGAACCCAAAAUGCUCAGUUUACGCUCGAAGAGACUAUUCCAACGCUGGUUUCCAGUUUCUACAAGCUCAACAACUCACACAAUGGAGCAUUCUUCCAGAGAGAUCUUACCGUAACCCCAUAUUGA